UAAUUAUAUCAGUUCUAACACGCUUGUAAUAAGUGAGUUUUCCUACGUUAUCGCCCGGAAGUGACCUGCGUGUCAACAGUGAUGGAAGUCUACAGUCCAGAAUGGACACCUUCCCGAAGUGUUCCGUAUGUCAUCAGGAGUUUACACUGAAAGGUCCAGUCCCCUACUUACUACCCUGUCUACACGCCGUGUGUGAGAAGUGUGUGACAUCUGCGGCUGGUGGUGUGAUAUCAUGCUCCACGUGUCAGAGGGAGGUCAACCUCACAGACACAAGUCUCCAGAAGGAUGCAGUCAGACAGAAGGAAAUAUUCUACCUGACCGUCAAACAACGCCCCACAGAGCUCCUCUGUACAUAUGACGAUGACGGGAACCAGGCUGUGUGUUGGUGUCAGGAGUGUGAAGAAUUCCUCUGUGAAUACUGCCAGAACAUGCACAGCAGCGUCAAAAUUUUCAGAAAUCAUGCUGUGCACAACUUUGGGGAUAUAACCCCGCAAAACCUUGAAAAUGAAACCAAUUGCAAUAUUCACGAACGGUAUCCACUUGAUUUGUUUGACAAAAGCUGCAACAAGUGUAUCUGUUCCCAAUGUAGGAGAGGGGAGCAUGCGGAUCACGAGGUUGGUUACCUGGAUGAAGCUGCUGAAGGAGUUACACAGCGCAUUGAACAACACAGGAAAGAUCUGUCGGCGUUACUGUCUCGUCAGCAAACACACCUUCAGAGCAUCAGACAAGAAACACAGUUGACCAACAGGAUGCAGGACACAUUGAGGAAGACAAUAGAACAUACUUUCCGGUCUUUAAGAUCACAACUUGACCAAAGGGAGAAGGAACUCCUGAUUGAUCUUGAAAGUCAGACGAGGGAAACCAAGGCAAUUCUACAUGCUCUUGAAACUUCAUGUGAAGAUCAUUAUGCAAGAUGCACCGACAUUUCAGGUUACAUCCGAAAAUGUCUUCUCUAUGCUUCAACAUCGGUCCUGCUGCAGCUGGAGACCAAUGUUGAGGGGAUGACUCGGACCUGCCUAGAAACUGCUUCGCCUGAAACACAUGAUGUACCUGAAGCUGUCUUCAACACCAAUGGCUUGUCCAAACUGAAAUCAGAUAUGUCUGGAUUUGGUAACAUCGCUGCCUUGGAAGAAGAUUCAGAAGGGGGAACACCUGAUGACAAGCACACACAAACUGAUGAUGACUAUUUGGCGGACCUUGAACAGAAACACGAAAUGGAGCUUGCAAAGCUGGAGUCAAAUAUUGCUUCACACAAUGAAAGAACUGAACAACUUCAGCAGCUAACAGACAAGCUGAAUGCCGAAGCAAACAACAUGAAAUUGAUGCUAGCUGAGAAAGACAAAAGCUGCCAGGACGCCUUAGAAACCAUUGAUCGUCUACAAACCCUGAUUGGAUUCACAACUGAAGGCUGUGUUCAUCUGCUGAAGACAGGUGUAGCAGACAGACGCAUGGUCCUGCAUUGUUUACACCUAAAGUAUGACAAAGACAGAAUCAAUCUGGCCGAAGUCCACAUCAACACAGAAGGAGACCUGGUCAACAGGGAGUCGGACACCAGACCUGCAGGGGAGGGGAGACUGAAGAAGUACAGUGGCACAUGUAGCACUGCCCCCCUCCCCCGGGCUGGCUGUCCCCAGUACUGGGAGAUGAAAUCAAGGGUCAGCCUGGAUAAAACACUCACAGAGGGCUGGGUCAUCCUGGAGGUUGUUUUGUGCAGGGAGGAGCAGAUGGACGUGUGUCUUUGGAUAGGUCGACUUCCUGGCUUCUACAACAUGAACGUCGCCCACUGUACUACACACGGCGGGAUAUGCAGGGAGACAUGGAAGGAGGGGGAGCGUGUGCGGUGUCUGCCUGACACUCUCCCCAACACAGCAGGGGCAUCACACACACUACAUUACGGUGUUGUCUAUGAUGACGCCAGGAAAAAGAUUGUCUUCAUUGAUGUGAAGGAGAAUAAAGUGAUAUCGACGUUAGACAAUGUAGACUCUAGUCAGCCACUGUGGCCGAUGUUCGGGGUGUAUCACCCAUCCGUCCUAACUGUCAGCAUGACACUUGUAGUGGGCAGCGACAUCAACAUGACAGAGGAGAAGAAAGCAAUGAUUGUCAAGGCACUGUCGUCAUGGUGACAAGGAUGGUGAUUAUGACACAUUGUGAAUGUUAAGGAGUUGGGGUUUUUUAAUGAUAGUUAUCAAACUGAAUGAAAUAUACUCAGUACAUAAAUUAACUGGGAAUUAUAUUUGAUACAAGGGAUUAUUUGGAGAAGUUCUGGAAAUAGUGGGGCAGUGGGGUAGCCUAGUUGUAAAUGUUUUUGCUCGUCACGCCGAAGACCUUGGUUCGAUUCCCCACAUGGGUACAAUGUAUGACGCCCAUUUCUGUGUCCCCCCUCUGUGAUAUUGCUGGAAUAUUGCGGCGUAAAACCAUACUCACUCACUCACUGGAAAUAGGGCCACUCAACAGUGCCACACUAUGUGUAUUUAGAGCCUUUGGCGUUGAUAAUUUUGAACUACGGGUAAUUGAGUGAGGUCUUUUUUGUUUGAUAUGAAAUAUGUUGAAUUCAAUGCGUGUAUUUAGGAAAAACAUCGAAUGUAUGUUUAAAGACGCCUUCAGCAUUUCUUUAGGGUAUUUCGCAACAACAGUAAGAGUGAGACUUUGUUUCCUUGCAUUCGCUUCAACGGAUGAAACUCCCGGACAUAGUUUAACCAUGCUUCAAUGAUUACUGAUGUGUCUGCGAGUGUAGUUUUACGCGUCUUGAAACAACAUUUUCGCAAAAUCACACCAGGGAACACCAGAAAUUUACUUCCAAGAUUUUACCCAUGCAUGUGUGGAAUCGAACCAGGGUCAGUGGUCUGACGAGUGAAUGCUCUGAACCACUGAACCACCCCACCGCCCCUGGUUAUUGUGGAAAUAUUGGUAAACUAUCCUGUAAUGUUGUACACCCGUUUCUUAUAAGACUUAUGAAUGCACAGCGCUUGUAUAACAUGUAUGCUCAUAUCUGACCUGUGAAGAUCCGGGAUAGAAUAGGUCUUCAGCAACCGAUGUUUGCCGUGAACGGCGACUAUGCUGUCGUGAGAGGCGACUAACGGGAUCGGGUGUUCAGGCCUGCUGACUUGAUUGAUGCAUGUCAUCGAUCCCAAGUGCGUGGAUCGAUGCUCAUGUUGUAAAUCACUGGAUUGUCUGGUCAAGAAUCGCUUAUUUACAUACCGCCGUCAUGUAGCUGGAAUAUUGCUGUGGGCGGCGUUAAACAACAAACAUCCCCUAUAGCUCUACGAUGAUCUAUGAUUUUAUUACAAUAUUAUUUUCUUAAUAUUAAAAUCGUUUGUCUCCAUGGCAAAAGGCUUGAAAUGGAAUAGAAGGGUGGAAUAACUCAAUAGUUGUUUUAUAUUUAUUGACUUCUUUUGGAACGAUGUAUGCUAAUUAAAACAUUGUAAACUGACGGAAGGCAUGGAUCGAGUUCCAUGCCGAGGUUAUAAAGCUUUCAGUCUUUCUCAUAAAAAAUUAAGAUCAAUUCGUUUAUACCUUUAUUUGUUAGAUUUCCGCUUAGAUUUAAAUGUGAGUCAUGUAUACAGGUAUCUAUACUUAUGUUUAACUGCUUUAGAAGGACUUGUACAUACAUAUCAAACUCCUUCGCCAUUUGCGUAGACAGAUGAACCUAGUAAAGUGCCUGUUAAUGAAUAAAUUUAACCAAUUCA
Molecule: messenger RNA, 3686 nt
Organism: Haliotis rufescens (red abalone)
Lineage: Eukaryota; Metazoa; Mollusca; Gastropoda; Lepetellida; Haliotidae
Exons: 7
Coding region: 102-2123 (673 amino acids)
Molecular function (GO): zinc ion binding
Source: RefSeq, a predicted model, not a curated record